UUUGUUUAUGCGCAGAAACAGGCGAAAGCGUAAUGGCGGCCGACAGUCUGUGACGAGCUAACGAAAAUAGCAAAAAUUAUUGCUAUCACUCCCGUAUAUUUCUCUAUAGGAUAGAGAGAGAAACAAGUUCCAACCCCUUAGAUACAUUGCACGUCGCCAAAAUGCAGAUAACGUUGAAAACCCUCCAGCAACAAACGUUUAAAAUCGACAUUGACGGAGAAGAGACGGUGAAAACCUUGAAAGAGAAGAUUGAGAAUGAGAAAGGGAAGGACGGUUUUCCAGUGGCAGGACAGAAGUUGAUAUAUGCAGGCAAGAUCUUAAAUGAUGACACAGCUCUCAAGGAGUACAAGAUCGACGAGAAGAAUUUUGUGGUUGUCAUGGUGGCCAAGCCUAAAGCGGCCCCAGCAGCUGCCCAGCCCGUCGCUGCCUCCUCCUCCAGCACAACAACUUCUACUACCCCCUCGGCGGGCCCGGACAGCACUCCGGAGGGGGCCCCCAAGGAGGACAAGCCAGGCGAGGAAGCCCCUGCCACCACUGCCCCCGCCAGCACACCCACCAGCUCCUCUGGUCUCUUGACAAACGUGAACAUAUUCGAAGAGGCCACAUCUGCUCUGGUGACAGGCCAGUCCUAUGAGAACAUGGUGACUGAGAUGAUGCUGAUGGGCUAUGAGAGAGAGCAGGUGGUGGCGGCCCUCAGGGCCAGCUUCAACAACCCAGACAGAGCUGUGGAGUACCUGCUCACGGGGAUCCCCGCGGAGGGUGAGGGCCACGCAGGGCCAGAGCCAGUGGCAGUGCCUGGGGGAGGGACUGCAGCGUUGUCUGCCGGAAGCAUCACCUCCCCCUCCAGUACAGCCCCCAGCACAGGAGGCAACCCCCUGGAGUUCCUGAGCGACCAGCCGCAGUUCCUGAUCAUGAGGCAGCUCAUCCAGCAGAACCCCAGCCUGCUGCCUGCCCUACUGCAGCAGAUAGGCAGGGAGAACCCUCAGCUGCUCCAGCAAAUCAGUCGGCACCAGGAGCGUUUCAUCCAGAUGCUUAAUGAGCCUACCCCAGAGGCGGGAGGCCAGGGAGGAGGUGGAGGAGGGGGUGGCGGCGGUGGAGGAGGAGGAGUUGUUGUUGGUGGUGGUGGUGGAGGAGGAGUCUCUGAGGCUGGAGGAGGCAACCCCAUGAACUACAUCCAGGUCACACCCCAGGAGAAGGAGGCCAUUGAGAGGCUAAAAGCCUUGGGGUUCCCAGAAGGACUUGUUAUACAAGCCUACUUCGCCUGUGAGAAGAAUGAAAACUUGGCCGCAAACUUCCUUUUACAACAGAACUUUGAUGACGAUUAAGAAGGGAGCUGCCGUAGUCCUUUUUCUUUCUUUUUUUUUCGUAUUAUUUUUUCUUCAAUUCGUCACAGUGGAUUUAAACAUAAAAACACAAGCCUUGUUUCCUAAAUCUGACUACCAAUACAAAUCUUCUCUGGUGACACUGGAUGAGCUUGGUCAUAUAGGGGGAGUGGGUGGGGGGUGGGGUAAAGAUGACUUUGUUCAUCAGACACAACUUGUGUCCAACCUGUUUUUUUGUUUGUUUUUUUUCUCUCUUUUUUUAUUCAGCUGAGACCAACGUGAUUAUUUUUUGACCAUUAGGAAGAGGAAAUUGGUUUAAAUGGUUGAUCGCAGACCAGGGCUAUCCCAUUGUAGAAAGCAGGGGCCAGGACAGGGAUGGGGUUGUGAUUGGGCAGUUUGUUUAUGAUGUCAUCAUUCAUACAUCAAUGUAAUUGUUGCAUUGAGUGUGUCUUCUGUCUCAGCUGACUACCAUAGGGUUCCCAGGACAUGCAGAAAUACAGUUUUAAAAGACAGUAAAGAGUUUUAAACAAGCAA
Hypomesus transpacificus is the source of this 1856-nucleotide messenger RNA. RefSeq names its product RAD23 homolog B, nucleotide excision repair protein (gene rad23b). Gene Ontology annotation, biological process: proteasome-mediated ubiquitin-dependent protein catabolic process; nucleotide-excision repair. Gene Ontology annotation, cellular component: cytosol; nucleoplasm. The record is from RefSeq and is a predicted model, not a curated record. The transcript has 10 exons. Bases 162 to 1325 code for a protein of 387 amino acids. NCBI's taxonomy places the organism in Eukaryota, Metazoa, Chordata, Actinopteri, Osmeriformes, Osmeridae. Gene Ontology annotation, molecular function: damaged DNA binding; ubiquitin binding; proteasome binding.